Chroicocephalus ridibundus (black-headed gull) is the source of this 1656-nucleotide messenger RNA. It is a transcript of the gene CWC15, whose product is annotated as CWC15 spliceosome associated protein homolog. Lineage: Eukaryota; Metazoa; Chordata; Aves; Charadriiformes; Laridae. Gene Ontology annotation, biological process: mRNA cis splicing, via spliceosome. The record is from RefSeq and is a predicted model, not a curated record. Gene Ontology annotation, molecular function: RNA binding. The coding region runs from base 139 to 831 and encodes 230 amino acids. Gene Ontology annotation, cellular component: catalytic step 2 spliceosome. The transcript is spliced from 7 exons.
UAAGUCCUCCUUUGGCGCCGGUUUCCGCCGCGCUGUGUCUAUGGUCGCCGCGCGGUGCCUUGUGGGCGCUUGGCGGAAUUAUGGCGGCGGCUUAGGGCCUGGUUGCGCAGGGUGAGGGGAGGCCGCGGUUAGUUUAAAAUGACGACAGCAGCGAGGCCAACGUUUGAACCUGCAAGAGGAGGAAGAGGAAAAGGUGAAGGAGACUUAAGUCAGCUAUCCAAACAGUACUCCAGCAGAGACCUUCCUUCCCAUACUAAAAUCAAAUACAGACAGACCACUCAGGAUGCUCCUGAAGAGGUGCGUAACCGUGAUUUCAGAAGGGAGCUGGAGGAGAGAGAACGGGUUGCUGCAAGAGAAAAGAAUAGAGACAGACCAACCAGAGAACACACAACAUCAUCUUCUGUGUCUAAGAAGCCUCGGCUAGACCAGAUUCCUGCAGCAAAUCUUGAUGCAGAUGAUCCGCUUACUGAUGAAGAUGAUGAAGAUGAGGACUUGGAAGACAGUGAUGAUGAUGACACUGCAGCUCUUCUUGCUGAACUGGAAAAAAUCAAGAAAGAACGAGCUGAGGAACAGGCUCGAAAGGAACAAGAGCAAAAGGCUGAAGAAGAAAGAAUUCGGAUGGAGAACAUUCUGAGUGGUAACCCACUGCUGAACCUCACUGGCCCAGCACAGCCUCAAGCAAACUUCAAAGUGAAGAGGAGAUGGGAUGAUGAUGUUGUCUUCAAGAAUUGUGCCAAGGGGUUAGACGAAACAAAAAAGGACAAAAGAUUCGUGAAUGAUACUCUGCGAUCAGAAUUUCACAAAAAGUUCAUGGAAAAAUAUAUCAAGUAGUACAGUUUUAUGUGCGGUGGUGCUGAAGGACUUGGAAGGUCAUGGUUGUUCCCUCCCUCUCCCUCAGAAUUCAAGGCUGAAUCCUUGGUCAUGAAUUCCCAAAUGCUUUAUCAAGAUCAUCAACAGCUUCAUAAUUAGUAAUUGCUUAUGUAUCUGGAGUUUUUAUUCCUGCAGCAUGUUUUCCUUUUCAGUUUUAAUUAAAUCAGUUUGUGUUUCAUGAAUGUUUUUCUGUUCACGUGCAUUUUCUUUUGCUGGCUGCCUUGUGAAUGGUAGAAGAGAGAAGCUGGUUUGCAAUAAAUACUUCUAAUUGUCGAAAUUGCUUUCUAGAACAACCUGUAUUUGUAGUGAUGGUGGUUUGUAACUUACACAACCUGUAUAAAUGUCAGUAUUAUCAAAUAGCUGAGUAUGGUAAGCACUGUGACCUGAAAAGAGCUGUACUUUUUUUUGUAGCAAACUGGACAUACUUUCUCUUAAUAGCUAGUUUCUAACUAGUUAAUAGUUAGUUAAUAAUCUUCCAUUUUAGUUUCUUACUGUCAACCCAGUUACGGUUUGGUGGGGUGGCUCCAAGUUCUUAGCAGCCCUGCUUUCUGGGCUCUCUCGGCUCUGCGCGUAUGGGGUGAUACCGUGUAAUGCUUGGGGGAGCACUGAGAGGGAAAUGCUCUGUGGAACCAUGGUGGUUUUUUCCAUCUUAAUAAACCAUUGCAGUGCUCAGUGCCUCAGCCACGUGGCCGCAAGGCUCAGGCUGUGUGUGCGUGGCUCGGUAGUAAUAGUGUUGUCAGAAACUGUCAAGUGAGUCUCUUCAUUAAAUGUAUGAUCUCCUCAAGA